Messenger RNA from Alligator sinensis (Chinese alligator), 856 nucleotides. RefSeq names its product deoxyribonuclease 1 (gene DNASE1). Gene Ontology annotation, cellular component: nucleus. Gene Ontology annotation, biological process: DNA catabolic process. NCBI's taxonomy places the organism in Eukaryota, Metazoa, Chordata, Crocodylia, Alligatoridae. Gene Ontology annotation, molecular function: DNA nuclease activity. The record is from RefSeq and is a predicted model, not a curated record. The transcript has 8 exons. The coding region runs from base 2 to 856 and encodes 284 amino acids.
GAUGGGAGCCAUGAAGUUGGUGUUGUCCUUGCUGACCGUGGCUUACCUGCUGCACACAGCUGCCACACUGAGGAUCAGUGCUUUUAACAUCCGGACGUGUGGAGACACUAAGUUGUCCAAUGAGACCAUUGCAGGAAUUAUUGUCAAUAUAUUGUCAAUGUAUGACCUCAUUGUGGUGCAGGAGGUCCGGGACUCUGACCUCAGUGCUGUGAAGAAACUGAUGAACAAGCUCAACAGAAUGUCACCGCAUCUAUACAGCUAUGUGGUCAGCCUACCCCUGGGGAGAACCUCCUACAAGGAACAGUACCUCUUCAUUUACAGGACAGGGAUGAUGUCUGUUGUGGACAGUUACUAUUAUGAAGACGGCUGUGAGUCCUGUAUGAAUGACACCUUCAGCAGAGAGCCCUUCAUCGUGAAGUUCUCUUCUCCUCACACAGAGGUGAAGGAAUUUGUGCUGGUGCCUCUGCAUGCGUCCCCCAAUGAGGCUGCUGCAGAGAUUGAUGCCCUCUACGAUGUCUACUUAGAUGUCAUCAGCAAGUGGGCGACAGAUAAUAUUCUCUUCCUGGGAGACUUCAAUGCUGGCUGCUCCUAUGUCAGCCCUGAGGACUGGGCCUCCAUCCGCCUGCGCACCAACAGAGCGUUCCAGUGGCUCAUUCCUGACAGUGCUGACACCACUGUGUCACACACUGUCUGUGCCUAUGACCGGAUUGUUGCAAGUGGCUCUGAGAUGAAAAGCUGUCUGAUUCCUGAGACUGCCCAUGUCAACAACUUCCAAAGGGCUUUCAACCUGCAGUACAAGGAUGCCCUGGCAGUCAGCGACCAUUUCCCUGUGGAGGUGACCCUGAGGUCUUUCUGA